AUGAAGGGAGUACCCUUAGUUCUGCUCUCCCUGUGUUUCCUCAAUGCAUACCAAACCACUAAUCCGACCAGAGCCAGGCCAGCAACAGCCCCGACUGCAAUCGCUGCAAUCUUUCCAGUCGAAAGCUUGUCCGAACCGCCGUCAGAGCUAGGAGCCGUGCUACCUGUCGAGCACGCACUUGUACAUGAGCUUAUCGGGCCUGCAGUCUCAGAUCUCGAUAUGGUAGUGCUCAUUGUCGUGGCCGGUACGAAAGACGACGCAGUGCUCGUGACGCUCGACAACGCUGCUGCUCCUGGGCUGUUCAGCGUCCACCGCGUUCCCUCACCAUCACCUGCCCUGAGCGUCAGUUUCAACGUGUCCGCAUCGAUGUCGAGGAAGAAGUCCGGCCCUGUGUAA
Messenger RNA from Didymella exigua CBS 183.55, 396 nucleotides. RefSeq lists its product as uncharacterized. Lineage: Eukaryota; Fungi; Ascomycota; Dothideomycetes; Pleosporales; Didymellaceae. The transcript has a single exon. The coding region runs from base 1 to 396 and encodes 131 amino acids. The record is from RefSeq and is a predicted model, not a curated record.